AAGCAUAUGCUUGCCAUUUUAACGUUCAUUUAUACAACAGUUGCCGCCGAUGGGAUUCUUGUCUUUCUUCUUUUGGUUUUACUAGCUAUAAUUUAUCCUUCUCCGUCAUCACAUGGCACUCUGCGGUACCUCCGAAAUCGGUGCCUUGAAAACCUGUGAGGUAGAAAAUGGCCCUCCAAAAGAGCCAGCAGGAUACAACGAGAUCAUAUCCACUCUUCCUAGCGAAAAUGGGUGGAAAGUUUUCCAGCAUCUUUGCUUUUACCAAAGCUUCUGGUGCUUCCCUCUCCACCUUGAAGGAGCCAUGUAUGCUCAACAUCAUUUCAAGGCUCAGCCAACUGAUGUUUUCUUGUGCAGCGCUCCCAAGACUGGUACGACUUGGCUUAAGGCCCUGAGUGUCUCAAUUGUAACCAGAAACAGUACUGCCGAUAACAUCAAGAACCUUUUGCUCAACAAGGUUCCCCAUGACUGCAUUAUGUUCCUGGAAAAAGAUUAUAUCAAGAAGCCAACUGAUCAGGAAAGACUACUCCCUCUUGUAGCCACGCACCUUCCUUACGCUGCCUUGCCUAAAUCCAUACUCGAUGCAGGUUGUAAAAUUGUUUACAUCUGCAGGGAUCCUAAGGAUGCAUUUGUUUCCCUGUGGCACUUUGCAAGGGGUAUAAAACUCAACAACAACCCAAAUCUCCCAACUGAUGUGGCGUUUGACUUGUACUGCAAAGGGAGAUCAAAUUUUGGUCCCUAUUGGGACCAUGUUUUGGGGUACUGGAAAGCAAGCCAGGAAAGCCCAGAGAAGGUCCUGUUCAUGAAAUAUGAGGAUUUGUUGGGUGACACCAUCAAUCAGGUGAAGAGACUGGCUGAAUUCCUGGGGCGCCCUUUCUCCACAGAGGAAGAAAAACAAGGCGCAGUGGAGAAGGUCAUCAGGCUGUGUAGCCUGGAAAAUUUGAGCAACUUGGAGGUCAACAAGACUGGAAAAUAUGGGGAUGCCGAGAAGGGGAUUGAAAACGCUGUGUACUUUAGAAAGGGGAAGAUCGGAGACUGGAAAAAUUAUCUGACACCCGAGAUGGGAGACCAACUCGACAACAUCAUGGAAGAAAAGCUAAGUGGAUCAGGGUUCACAUUUCGUGAACCUACCCACUGAAAACUAGUAGCACAAUGUCGCAUUGAAUAAAUCAGAGUUUUGGUGGCUCGAAUAAUGCUUGCAGCAGCUUGCAAGACCUAGUUAGAGUUAAGUUCUGCCUAAUGCAUUUUCAACGUGUCCUUGAACUUGCAACCACUUUUUGAACUAAAAAUCCACUGCAUUUCAACGUGGUGUUGAAAUUGCAAGGUUUGAAUUAAUCGAUUCCCCGUGUUAAGUUAUUGUCCAUCACAUUGCAUUUUCAACCUGGUGUUGAAAUAGCAAUAUCGUUGUAUUAAGUAAUGAAGUUUGAAUAAAGAUCCGAGAAUGUCUGUUACUAA
Theobroma umbraticum is the source of this 1452-nucleotide messenger RNA. NCBI's taxonomy places the organism in Eukaryota, Viridiplantae, Streptophyta, Magnoliopsida, Malvales, Malvaceae. The record is from RefSeq and is a predicted model, not a curated record.